AUGAUUGUUGGACUGGUUAUGUUCAUUAAUGGUGGAAUUAGUGGUGUAAGCUCGCAAGGAAGAGGUUUUCCUUCUUCGGUCAUUGUAGGUUCUGCCAUGUGGGGAACCGGGAUACUGAUUAUCGGUUUUGGAUGCAUGGCUAUCCGAUCAAGACGUUUGCAGCGACUUCGCCAAACUGUUGCUGAUGAAUCAAUUAAAUAUUCAUCAUCCUCUACACCUGCCAGUUGGAGAAUAGAUACAUUGCAAUGGUAUGGAUGGCAACAAAGAAACGUUACAUAUAAUUUGGUUAUUGAUCUCGGACCAAAUGUUGCUUAUACACAAAAUGUUUAUCCCACACCCAACUAUUCUACUGCACCACCUGGAUACGAGCAAUGUAUCGGACCACAAUCUUCGUCAUCCUACAAUAAUCAAGAACAACCUGUCACAUACUGUUCUAAAUGUGGUACAGUUCGACAAGAUCAUACGGCUAACUUCUGUUCAUCGUGUGGACAAAGUUAUCAGAAAUACUAA
Didymodactylos carnosus is the source of this 510-nucleotide messenger RNA. NCBI's taxonomy places the organism in Eukaryota, Metazoa, Rotifera, Eurotatoria, Philodinida, Philodinidae. The record is from the annotation of a GenBank genome assembly.